Messenger RNA from Pelodiscus sinensis (Chinese soft-shelled turtle), 1035 nucleotides. The record is from RefSeq and is a predicted model, not a curated record. Lineage: Eukaryota; Metazoa; Chordata; Testudines; Trionychidae.
ACACAGGAGGGGGCACUUGGGGCCAGCCAGGGGACACAGGUGGGAUCCUGUGAUAACAGCACAGUGACCAGGUCCGUGCACCUGUUGCUGGUGGGUGCCGUGGGGCUCAGCUCUCCUGUGCUGCUUUCAGUGGGCCAUGCUGUACUCUCCAUCAAUGGCAUCGAUGUGAAUGGGAAGUACACAGCUGAUGGGAAGGAGGUGCUGGAGUACCUCUGCAACCCUGCCAACUACCCCGUCUCCAUCCGUUUUGGUCGGCCUCGCCUCUCCUCCAAUGAGAAGCUCAUGCUGGCCUCCAUGUUUCACUCGUUGUUUGCAAUUGGGUCCCAGUUGUCUCCUGAGCUAGGGAGUUCUGGCAUCGAGAUGUUAGAAACAGACACAUUUAAACUACACUGUUUUCAGACUUUAACAGGGAUCAAAUUUGUAGUACUUGCUGAUCCACGGCAAGCUGGGAUAGAGUCCCUUCUGCGCAAGAUCUACGAGAUUUAUUCUGACUUUGCUCUGAAAAAUCCUUUCUACUCACUGGAGAUGCCAAUCAGGUGUGAGCUGUUUGAUCAGAACUUGAAACUUGCUUUGGAGGUAGCAGAAAAAGCUGGACCAUUUGGACCAGGAUCAUAGGACUUUUCUAGAGUCAGGACUGAGCCUCUCCUCACUAGACAGCGUGUCCAGGAUCUUCUGGCUACAGCAAUGGGAGAGGAGGUCCUGAGGUCACAAAUGGCAUGUCAUGUCCAGAAAUGCUGCUUUAUUUUAUUGGUGUAGAAUUCACUUUGCCUAACAGUAAAUGUCGUUGUUAUAGCUAAGAAUGGGCAGACAUGGCUGAAGCUACAAUUGCAGCUCUAAUGCUGUCACUAUAACAUGAAGGAAGACAACACAUGACAUGACACAACAUGGUGGUAAAACCUCAGCUAGAUCCCCCUUUCUCACUUGAGUUUGUACACAUCUAUUUGUCUUUCUCUGUAGCUUUAAUUUAUGAUUCAGACACAUGGCUACUUUGGAUGUACAAGUAAUAAACAUUCAUUUAAACUAUGGACAGAUUAA